Nomia melanderi (Alkali bee) is the source of this 1425-nucleotide messenger RNA. RefSeq names its product AP-3 complex subunit sigma-2 or (gene or). NCBI's taxonomy places the organism in Eukaryota, Metazoa, Arthropoda, Insecta, Hymenoptera, Halictidae. Gene Ontology annotation, biological process: intracellular protein transport; Golgi to vacuole transport. Gene Ontology annotation, cellular component: membrane coat; AP-3 adaptor complex. The record is from RefSeq and is a predicted model, not a curated record.
ACCUCGCGGGACUUCGUGUGCGAGGUCUAAAAUACCGAUCGUGUAAAAAAAGCGCACGUUUUACUAUGUCUUCUACGAGGUGGAGUGGCAAACUUAAGAAUCGAUGUAAAUCAAUUAUAUUGUUGGUGUGAUCACAAGUUGCAGUAUCUACAUAGCUGUUCUUGUUUUUAUAAUUCUAGUAUGUGUACGGUAGAUGGCUAGAAAGUAGUUUUACUCCAUGAGCAACAGUACCUGUCAAGAGAAGUUAUAUCUUUUUAUGAUUUUGAUUUGUUAUAGUUGAUUAUUGUAAUCUACAUUUGCGACAUCAUUAUUGGCGAUUAUAAUUUCCAACAUAAGUAUUGCACAACACUAUCAUUAGUAGUGACAUUAAGGAAGAUGAAAAGAAAGUAAAAAAUGGUUAAAGUUUAUAUAGAAGGUUGAACACAUUGACAGCUUUAAUAUGAGCUAUUCACACUUGUAACUUUUAUUCCGUUUAUUUUAAUAUCUCUAAAGUACAAAUGAAUAUAUGUUUUUGAUAAAAAGAAGUGAAAUUAUCAUUUAUAUUAGUAACUAAUCUUCAGUCAUGAUCAAAGCUAUUCUAGUAUUCAAUAACCAUGGAAAACCUAGACUCUCCAAAUUUUAUCAGUACUUUAAUGAGGACAUGCAACAACAAAUUAUAAAAGAGACAUUUCAAUUAGUUUCAAAAAGAGAUGAUAAUGUCUGCAACUUCCUGGAAGGUGGAAGUUUAAUCGGUGGAUCUGAUUACAAACUAAUCUAUCGCCAUUAUGCAACAUUAUAUUUUGUAUUUUGUGUUGAUAGUUCAGAAUCAGAGUUGGGAAUUUUAGAUUUGAUACAAGUUUUUGUGGAAACGUUAGACAAAUGUUUUGAGAAUGUAUGCGAGCUGGAUCUAAUUUUUCAUGUAGAUAAAGUUCAUUACAUACUAAACGAACUGGUGAUGGGUGGAAUGGUUUUAGAAACUAAUAUGACUGAGAUACUUUCAAGGAUUGAUGAUCAAAACAAAUUGGAAAAACAAGAGGCAGGAAUCACAGCAGCGCCGGCGCGUGCUGUUUCUGCUGUCAAGAAUAUGAACAUACCGCAACAGAUAAAGGAUAUGAAGUUGCCUGACUUGCCCCAGGCUAUAAAAGAUCUCAAAUUCUGACCAGCCGUUACUUCGUUGGCCCCGAGCUGACUGGUUUCCUCUACAGUUUCGAGUGCAAGCAAUACCACAACAAGGGUUUUUUUUCCUUCCCUACAAUUGAAUGAAAAUGCACCAAUACUGCCUACGAAUUCUCCAUAUGUUUCUUCUCAACAGUACCAGAAUUAAAAAGUGAAGAUUGUUUUGUCUGUGAAGGUUCUUAGAAAUCAUUUCAUGACAGUGAAGAGGAUAUUUCUUAUGAAAUUUUAGAAAAUACUCAUACCUGACUUUAAUACAGAAGAGUUGGAGUA